UAUGGUGAGAGCAGAGAUGGGAAGGCAGGCACUGGUUCAGGUGGCAGCUGGCUGGAAGACAGGAACGGUACAGUACCCAACUAAACCAAGCACGUCUGCCCCCAAGGCAGGUUCACCGGACCAAGAAGGCUUCUUCAACCUGCUGAGCCACGUGCAGGGCGAUCGGAUGGAGGAGCAGCGCUGUUCCUUGCAGGCUGGUCCAGACCAGACCCCAGAAAGCCAGGGUGGCCCUGCUCCUGAGAUGGACAAUCUCAUGGAUAUGCUGGCUGACACCCAGGGCCGCCGCAUGGAUGACCAGCGUGUAACCAUCAAUUCCCUACCUGGCUUUCAACCUAUUGGUCCCAAGGAUGGAAUGCAGAAACGACCUGGGACCCUCAGCCCUCAACCCCUGCUCACCCCUCAGGACCCUGCUGCACUCAGCUUCCGCAGGAACAGCAGCCCCCAACCCCAGACACAAGCUCCUUGA
Molecule: messenger RNA, 466 nt
Organism: Peromyscus californicus insignis
Lineage: Eukaryota; Metazoa; Chordata; Mammalia; Rodentia; Cricetidae
Gene: Pcp2
Product: Purkinje cell protein 2
Exons: 3
Coding region: 2-466 (154 amino acids)
Molecular function (GO): guanyl-nucleotide exchange factor activity; protein binding
Source: RefSeq, a predicted model, not a curated record